AUGACGGUUGACCAACAGAUUCGGGAGCCUGUUCAGAUUACGGCCCCAACCAUAACUCACCUGCCAGAAACUGAAAUCUCCAAAACAGUUGUCAUUGAGCCAUAUCAUGUCGAUUUGCUCCCAGAGUACAACUACGUCAGCCGAGAAUACCUAAUUAGCGGUACAGCAUACGGACAGCCAUAUUGCACCCGCAUUCUUCUACGAUGCCCUGCGGAUCCAGAACAAUUUACUGGAUUCGUAGUAGAAGAGCCUUCGCAUCUAUGGGGUGGAACAAGUAUUUGGCGUCACAUCAACCGAUGGUUAAUGAGGAACGGCCACGCAUGGUUAGAGGUAGACUCACAAAGUCCCUCUGCAAUCAGUAAAAUAAAACAUGCAGAUCCAGAGCGCUACCAAGCCAUGCAUUUCAUACCCGGACCCCUCGCAAAUGAGUUCUCAGAAAACAUCCCCUUCGAGACAGAAGUCACCAAGGACUCACUGUGGGAGACAUACAACUCCUUCAAAGCCCAAUGGUGGCCCGCCACGCCUCAAUCUCCUGAAAUCAUUGCGGCUGCUUCGUAUGCUUUGCGCAGCGGAAAACUAGGCUUGACUGCGACUCGAGUAGUUCUCAGCGGACUCUCGCAGACUGGCGGGCUGACGAGACGGUUCAUCACCCACUCGUCUCAUUUGCGGUUGCCGGAUGGUACAUUGCCAUUUGAGGGCUAUGUUCCAUGCCAAUCGGGAGGGUCUGCACUACCUGAUUGCCCUGGAGUCAAGAUUAUUGAACUACUGGGGGAAUCAGAGUUUCAAACAGUCAGGCUGCCAUGCGGAAUUGGCGGGCAGGUUAAAGAGACGCUGCACCGACGACCGGACAGCGACUCAUUCCGGCUGUAUGAAAUUGCAGGCAUGGCUCAUCGGGAAUCGAGAUAUCCAUCCGCCAUUGAUACGAAACGAUGGGCUGUUGCGGACUUGAAAGGAGCCAAAUGGAGCACCUUUUCGAACUCGUUUAUUUAUCACGCUGUGUUUGAAGCUCUUGAGAAAUGGACGGGCGACGAGAGUAUAAGUCCACCAGCUGGAGUUAUUCUUGAGACGGUCGGCCAGACGGAUGAGAUUGAGAGGGAUAUUCACGGGAAUGCACUUGGUGGAGUGAGGACGCUGCAUACAGAAGUGCCGUUGUCGCGACUUGUGGCUGCGACGCCAAAGGGUCGACCAAAUUGGUAUUGCGGCUCGGAAUGGGAUUUCAGCAAAGACAAGUUGCGGGAAUUAUAUGGUACAGUGGAUAACUAUCGACAACUUGCUGGGCGAGCGAUUCAGGACCAGAUCAAAGCUGGGUUUUUGCUGCGAGGCGAUGCAGAGACGUUGAGACGGGAGACUAUAGAAAAGGUUGUGUUUUAG
Molecule: messenger RNA, 1371 nt
Organism: Pochonia chlamydosporia 170
Lineage: Eukaryota; Fungi; Ascomycota; Sordariomycetes; Hypocreales; Clavicipitaceae
Product: signal peptide-containing protein
Exons: 3
Coding region: 1-1371 (456 amino acids)
Source: RefSeq, a predicted model, not a curated record